Gaeumannomyces tritici R3-111a-1 is the source of this 318-nucleotide messenger RNA. RefSeq lists its product as hypothetical. The record is from RefSeq and is a predicted model, not a curated record. Lineage: Eukaryota; Fungi; Ascomycota; Sordariomycetes; Magnaporthales; Magnaporthaceae. The transcript is spliced from 4 exons. Bases 1 to 318 code for a protein of 105 amino acids.
AUGGCGCCCAUUGUGGCUUGCUCAGCCAAGUUCCGAACAUUGUUCCUUUGGUUGGAUGAACUACGGGUCCCCGUCGGCUUGCCGCCCGCCCGCCCCUCAGGUGAAGUCGCAAUUUCCAAACCCCCCUUCCACACCGAGGGUCCCCCAUGCUGCAUUAGUCCCGUCGGCGUGUCGUCGUCGUCGUUGCUUGCCGACGUCCGCUCCCCCUCUUUUAACCCACACGGCCAGCCCGUCGGAUUUACCGCCGCCCAUCGGUCAGGACAGGUGCCCCAUCCCCAGGUGCUAGGGUACAGCACGUACGACCUGGGCUGUAGGUAG